Vicia villosa (hairy vetch) is the source of this 2178-nucleotide messenger RNA. RefSeq names its product GPCR-type G protein 2-like. The transcript has 12 exons. Gene Ontology annotation, molecular function: abscisic acid binding. Gene Ontology annotation, cellular component: membrane. NCBI's taxonomy places the organism in Eukaryota, Viridiplantae, Streptophyta, Magnoliopsida, Fabales, Fabaceae. Gene Ontology annotation, biological process: response to abscisic acid. The record is from RefSeq and is a predicted model, not a curated record. Bases 181 to 1650 code for a protein of 489 amino acids.
AGAAACAUAGCGUUAAGAAACGAGAAGGAGUUGCUUAGCAAUUAGCAUCGUCUUCUCCAAAACAAGAUCCAGUAAUAUAACUGCACCUCCUGGCCUUUCUGGCUCCGCCAGUGUUAUAACUCAUUCAGUGAAGAAGAGAGAAUGGUUGAUUUGAAGUAGUAAUUGUAUCGUAAUCAGUAAAUGGGUAUGGGUUGGGGAAGAGGAAUAUUCGAAGGUUCGGUAGUGCUGGGAUGUCUGUGUUCACUUGGUUGGGCAGGUCUAUGGUUUUUGAACCGUCGUCUCUACAAAGAGUACGAAGAGAAACGAGUCCUCGUUCAAAUCAUCUUCAGCGUCGUCUUUGCAUUCUCUUGCAAUCUUCUUCAGCUUGUCAUCUUCGAAAUCAUUCCCAUCCUCUCCAGAGAGGCAAGAGUGGUGAACUGGAAGAUUGACUUAUUCUGUUUGAUUUAUAAUUUAUGUAGGGCAAGAGUGGUGAACUGGAAGAUUGACUUAUUCUGUUUGAUUCUAUUGUUGGUGUUUCUUCUGCCUUAUUAUCAUUGUUACUUGAUGCUUAAAAACAGCGGUUUCAGGACUCAAAGGGCUGCUCUUGGAGCUCUUUUGUUUUUGUUUGCUUUUCUUUAUGCUUUUUGGCGUAUGGGAAUUCACUUUCCCAUGCCAUCCCCUGAUAAUGGUUUCUUCACUAUGCCUCAACUCGUUAGUAGAAUUGGAGUCAUUGGUGUUACUGUCAUGUCUGUUCUAUCUGGUUUUGGUGCUGUAAACUUGCCAUACAGUUAUCUAUCACUUUUCAUUAGAGAGAUUGAAGAAACUGAGAUCAAGGCCUUGGAAAGACAACUAAUGCAGUCAAUUGAGACUGCUAUAUCAAAGAAAAAGAAAAUUAUUCUCGGUCAAAUCGAGAUGGAGAGCAACCAAGGAUCUCAGGAGAGGUUAACUGCCAGAUCAUUUAUCAAACGUAUUGUUGGCACAGUUGUUCGAUCCGUGCAAGAAGACCAAAAAGAGCAAGAUAUCAAAGGCAUGGAAGCAGAGGUACUGGCUUUAGAAGAGCUUUCAAAGCAAUUGUUCUUGGAGAUCUAUGAGCUUCGUCAAGCAAAAGAAGCUGCUGCAUAUUCUCGCACUUGGAGAGGACAUAUGCAAAAUCUACUAGGUUAUGCUUGUUCUGUUUAUUGUGUGUAUAAAAUGAUCAAGUCAUUGCAAAGUGUUGUUUUCAAACAGGCUGGUUCAGUUGAUCCCGUGACAAGGAUGAUUAGUAUAUUCCUACAAUUUUUUGAUAUUGGAAUAAAUGCAGCCUUAUUAUCUCAGUAUAUUUCCUUGCUAUUCAUCGGAAUGUUGGUUGUGAUAUCAGUGCGUGGAUUCUUAACAAAUUUAAUGAAGUUCUUUUUCGCUGUUUCAAGAGUUGGAAGUGGAUCGUCUAGCAAUGUUGUUCUGUUUUUGUCUGAGAUAAUGGGAAUGUAUUUUCUAUCUUCUAUUCUUUUAAUCAGGAAAAGCUUAGCAACUGAUUACAGGAUUAUUAUUACAGAGGUAAUGGGUGGUGAUAUCCAAUUUGACUUUUAUCAUCGGUGGUUUGAUGCAAUUUUUGUGGCUAGUGCAUUCCUUUCUCUACUUUUACUAUCUGCUCAUUAUACAUCUCGCCAAAUCGACAAACAUCCCAUUGAUUGAAAUAUAUACUCUCUAUAUACAUGUAUAGUUUCUACUGCCACUGAAGUGAGUAGCUGAUUAAAAAUCCAUGCUGAAAUAGAUUUCUCAUCAGUGAGGGUUGGAUAUUGUUUGUAAUGUCAACAUAUGCACAUACUGCCAAAUUCAUCAGAAUAUCCAUUUUGGGUUUAUCUUCUUUCGAAAGGGGAGACUUCCAAACAGAUAUUAUUGUUGGGUAACAUUGAAUGUAGAUUUGCUUUUGCACUUGGCCUGGGAUUGGUUCCAUAGGCAUAAAGGAACAUCAUACUUACUUGGUGGUAAUUUUCGAUUAUCCUUAAUUGAAAUCCCAUCCAAUAUUUUGGUUGUUUGUCUUGAAUAGUUGUAAAUCACCGGGUUAUUAUGGAGUAAUAUCUAUCAUAUACCCGCACUAUAAAAAGUACAUCAGCUAGUAGUAUCUGUAUUUUUCUUCAAUGUGAACGCUGAUCACGUCAUGAAACUGACAGGUCAGACUAUUAUUGUAUUAUGGAAUUUUUAGGAGGAUUCUAAGUGCUA